Messenger RNA from Erpetoichthys calabaricus (reedfish), 5781 nucleotides. It is a transcript of the gene elmod3, whose product is annotated as ELMO/CED-12 domain containing 3. Bases 812 to 2065 code for a protein of 417 amino acids. The record is from RefSeq and is a predicted model, not a curated record. NCBI's taxonomy places the organism in Eukaryota, Metazoa, Chordata, Cladistia, Polypteriformes, Polypteridae. The transcript is spliced from 13 exons.
AAACUACAAUUCCCAGAAGCAAAAUGCGGGCUGUUGACGGGUUAGCGGUUGACGGUUUAGGAGCCGAGAUUGGAGGGAGUUAAACUCUUAAGGCUCUGUGAAGUAUUGUUAGCAUGUGGAAGGUUCACUUUGAAUGCUGUCCAUAAGCACCUGCUGCAAAGAAGACUGAAGCAUGCUUUCCCACCACUAAGAGGAGUAGAAUCUGUGAAAUAUACAGGCAUUUUAUGUGAAGAACUGGAUCUUUUUAAGUAUUGUGUCUUGGUUUCUGUAUCGAAGAGCAAUUCCUGUGAAAGAAGAGAGAAAUGGUUUAAGAAAAUCCUUGGUACUGUAUGAAACUUAACCUACAGUGUGUAUCUUGAUGUAUUUGGUUCAAGCAUUACAGAAGGAUUAGAUGGAGAUGGAAAUGAAGGCUUAAUAGCAAUGAGUUCCUCAAUCAAAAACUGUCCCUUUGUGCAGGAAAAAUGUCAGUUCAAAGCUGGUUUACUACUUUCUGAAACAAUUCUCUCAAGAAUUGCGCACUAUUUUGGAAAUCCCUUUUGUGAUCUAUACUCAUCGUUUUAACAAAAAGAAAAAAAAUCUAGGUAGUCCUUUUUUUUUACGUCUUCUGUAAUUUCCUGCAUUUCUCUCUUGAAACAAGUCGACUCAGAUGACAAUACCCCCACUUGCUUGUGUUUCUAGUGACACAAGCAUUAUUAUAAGUAUGCUUGAUUUCAAUGCCAUGCAGAUCCCUGUGUUAGCAGCUGUAGCUGCUGCCUUACUCCAUCACCUACUUGGCAGGCACUGAAAAACCAAUCAAGCAGCCAGUUUGAGGAUGGAAGAGACCUUUGGAAAUGCCGUUGAAGAGGAAUACAAUUUUAAAUUGAUUCAAGAAGUGGAGGGCCUGAAUGGUGGAAUAUCUGAAUGUCUCUGUGUAGAAGAGGUGGCCAUUGAAACAAAGGAACUUAAGGAUAUCAAUGGGUUGGCAUUAAAGUCUCACAGGCAAGAAGAUGAAGCCAGUGGAAAACCAGCACACAAAUUGGCCCCUAUUUCAGCUCUUAAGCAGAAUGGCAUAUUGCAGUCUCUCACUGCAGGAAAAAAAGAAGAGGCUGAUGCAGAGCUAAAUCAUGAAGUGCAGCAGGCAGAGGACGAAUGGGCUGCCUUAGAGGCUGUACAACCAGUUAUUUCAGAUCACUCCGGUAGCUGCUCCUCUCUGAUCUCAUUCAAUGAGGCACUGCAACACUUCCAAACUACAGACCUAUCUGAUAUAAAGGGGAAUAUCCAGCCUACCUUGAGAAGGCGAGGCCUGGCAGCUGUGGCACACUUCCUGUUUGGACCACCACGCCUGCAUCGUGAACUUCAAGAAGAAAGAGAUCUGGUGUUCACCAUUGCACAGUGCUCUCUGGACAACAAUCAAAAAAUUCAUAUCAGAGUACUGCAAACAAUCUAUAAAAAGCUGACAGGAGCCAGGUUUGACUGUCCCCGGUAUGGAACACAUUGGGAGCAAUUGGGUUUUCAAGGUACGGACCCAGGAACAGAUCUGCGUGGGACAGGUUUCCUUGGACUCAUGAACACACUUUACUUAGUGAUGGACCCCCAGAUGCUACCUCUUGCUCGAGAAAUAUAUAAACUUUCCCAGCACCCCGUGCAGAAUUUCCCAUUCUGUGUUAUGUCCAUUAAUGUCACUCGAAUUGCCAUACAUGCUCUCAGAGAAGAGGUCCUUACUAAGGAAUGCAAUAAAAGACAGCAGGUGGUGGGGGUGUUAAAUGACUUUUAUGUGGCCACAUUUCUGCAACUGUACCAAAUCUGGAAAGCUCAACACAAAACCAUCUCAGAUUCAGGCAUUGUGUUGAAAGAGGUAGAAUCAGUUGCCAAGAAGAAUCCAAAACAGCUGCUGCGACGACUUGAGAGCUAUCUAAGUGAGCAGAAAUCUGGAGCAUCGGCCCUGGAAGUGACAUCUCCAAGUCCCUCUCCAAACUUAAGAGUCAGUGAUCCUUGGCUGAGUUCAUCUUCUAGUAGCAAAGAUUUAAAAUUUAUUGGUGUCUGUGAGCUACCCCCUGAGAUGGAAGGUGAGGCAAGACUCAUCUGAUCUCGCUUCACCUCUUGACAUUUUGGAUUUCAGGGACAAACUUUUUGUUGUAAACAUUUCAUUGCAAAGGCAUGGCAGUUACUAGUAACAGAAACCUCUCCAAUCCGUCAUUCUGAUUAUUUUGUUACCAAUUUUAGUCCAAGACCACAAAGCUUUGUCUUUAGCUCAGUCAAACCAGCAUUAAUGUAUGCUUGUGAUGAUCAGCUAUUUAUGUUUUAAUAGUAUCUUGUCUACAAACCACCAGAGGUUCUGUUUUACCUGCAGAAUAUAAUAUUUAUAAUAAUAUAAAAUAUUAGCUUUUUUCUUUUUUUACAUUGUUAUACCAAUCAUUCUAGCCAAAGCUGUUGAGAUCAUAUUAAUGUAAAUAUUAAUAUUCUGUGAGAAAACUAAAUAUGCUUAAGAGAUACUUUGUUAUGAAUCAGGAAUCUCCUUAAUUUUAGUCACGUGAAGGAAAAACGUCUUGAAUGCAAACGCACUUUUGUUUUAUCAGCCUAAGGAAUGUUUUUUAAUAGUCCUAUGUUAGAACCACAAACACUUUAUGAAAGUGUUAUUUGCUUUUUCCAGCUUGGAUAUCUUUAAUAAAUGCGCUAUGUAUUUGUGUAAUAAGAUGUUUGUUCUCAGUACUUUUAGAUGAAGAAACAAAUGUAAGUUUUAUAUUUCAAUUUUUGUUGUUGAGUUGCAUGAUCACUGUGAUGGAGACAAUGUAGUUUUUUUCUAGCUUGCUAACCCUUUAGUUAUAGGGCCGCACAGUGAGUUGUGCAAAAUUAGUAAACUGUGAAACUAACUCAAAAUUAAGCAGUGGGAUAACUCUUAAUUUAUAAAAUAAAAAAUUGGUAAAGCUUAAAUUUGAAGCUGCAGAUGGUAAAUUAUUACUCCAGUAAGGGAAAAUGCACAAAGAUAAUAAGUCACCUGUACUGGUUUGUAUUUAGAACUGGUUUUAUAAAGCAUGGCAUUGACUCUUAUAUUGUCGAGUCUUUGUUUUUCAAAAGGACAUACUGUAGUCUUCAGUGAAGAGGAAGAGGAAAACUGCCUUUAAAUAUAUUGAGUUGUCACUAAAUGAAUGAACAUAUACACAUCUCCGUACAUAAAGUCACCCAUGUAAUAAAUAUAUCGAGGAUUACUCAGGGCUUACUCUUGUACAGUGAAUCAGACAACCAGAGCAAAACACAGUAAGAUCAAGGAGAAGUAAAAUGCUGACAUCAUGCCUUUUUUCAGCCAAGUGUGAGAGACUUUUCGCUACAGUGUAGAAGAAAAGGUCUUUAUGUGUCUGUUCAGUUUUUUAUUUUCCAAUUUCCAAUAUUAUUUAAUUUCUUAAUUGUGCAUAUCUCAAUUCUACUCGGCUUGCCUUUUAAUAAUAAAAAAAAAAAUCAGGAAUAAAAAUUAAUGACAAUCACAUAAGCCAAAUUUUAAACACAAGGUAGCAAAACAACAAUACAAACUAAAAUAGUGAACACCACAAUGGUCAAAAAGUGACAUACUUUUUGAAGAAACCCAUAGAGAAUUAAAUGUAGUGUAGUGAACGCCUUAAUGCAAAAUUCACUAUCUGUUGGGGAAAACCGUCAACCUUUAGAUUUAGUAACUUACAGCACCUUCAUUGGAACAGUUCCUAAAUCAAACAUUACCUGUAGCUGUACAUUCCUACAAAUUCCUUGAAGCUACUCCGGUUUAUAGAACAAACUGCUUUACCUCAUUGAAAUGUUUAGGUUGCCUCCCAUAAAGUGUUUACUUCAUGUCAAGGUACAGGACGUCAGCUAGGUUAAGGUCAGAAUUUAAACUUUAAAACAUAAACUUUAUGCUUCAGCUGGUUAGUAUCAUUUUCUUGCUACGCGGCCAACAUUUUUUAAAGUUCAGUUCAUAAAUAUUCAUGUAUACAAGCUGUUGAUGCAAUACAAAAGUUAUCAUUCCCUUAGUGACAGAAAGGAUGUUCUGAAUCUUGAAGCUACAAGGUAGUCUACAAAUCAGUGUACUCCCAACUUCUGACCUUCAUAGUUUGGAUGAGAUGCUUUCAUUGGGAUAUAUUUUUAUUAUACAAAAAGUAAUGUUUCUGAUUGAUGCCACAAAUCCUUCUAAUGGUCAUCUGUUUCAUCUAGGUGCUAACCACUGUGCUACCCCUCAAGAAUAGAACUAAUUCAAGGCAUUUUUCACUAAUGUAACAUACUUUAGAGUGGAAUGAUGAUGAGAAUUUAGUCGAGAUCCGAGUAUUAAUAAUAAUUGUAUAAAUUAAUAAAUCCCCUUUGAAUGACCUAUCCAGGAGUACUUACUGCCUUGCUCUUUUUGCUGCUAGGGUAGGCUUGACCUCUUUGUGUUGCUGGCGAUGAAAAAGUGGAUUUAAAACUUACAUCUAAGAAGUUAAAAAGGUACUAGCUAAAGUUGCACACUUGACAAAAAUACUUAAGAAUUUGUGUCACAGAUGUAUCUUAAUGACAAUAAUGUACAAUAAUGCAGAAUAUCACUGAAGAAAAAGAAAUAAUAAUAAGUUUGAGAGAGAACCAGAAUGCUGCUCUUAUGGACUGCCUGUAUGAUCUUGAAGACGGAUGUCCCAUUUCUACAGGCUGUGCUGACUGAGCCAUGUGCCAAUGUCCGCCUAUUACACCUUCUUGAUUUAAUUCUAACCGAACGUUCAGUGCUAUCAAAUAUUUAUUAUUGUUGACUGUAUUUUUUUUUCCUGUAUCUAACUUAUGUAACAUUGUGUACAAAAACACUCCAGUAUGGGUAAAACCUAACGCACUACUUCUAUGUGGGCUAUUACAGUACUUUUGUAUGAAGUACAGGCUCCCACUUAUGUCACAUUAAACAGCUAUCUAGCAAUACUUAAAAUGCUUUGAAAAUGGUAACCAGAAUAUGAAUCCAUUCACAGCCUUCCCUUCUUUGUUUUUUGCAUCCUAUAAAGCAGUGUCUCUCUCGCUUUUUAACCCUUUUGCUGUGCUGAAAUUCCUUUUAAUAAAUAUAAACUGUCAUCACAAACAUUUCCUUAGGGUGGUCAGCCUGUUGCGCUCUUGACUGCCAAACAGCACAGCUAGAAAAACCAAACCCCUAUGUCAAUGAAAGGUAUAGUUAAAACUUUUAUAUAUCAAGUUCACAUUUUUAAAUGACAUUAAAGUGUGCAAAAUGGUAGUUCUUUCUUAGAGAAUUCUAGUGUCAUGGUAGCUUAGGUACUAUAGAAAUCAAGCAUCCUGGUCACCUGCUGCUGAAGACCAAAUUUCUUUGUAAAAAGAACAGAUUGCUGAACAGCAGAUAGAGGUUUUGUCUUGGCUGCACCUCCACAGGGGGCUUCUUUUUAAGAGUGAGCAGUUAGGGGUCCAAAUGUAAAAUUAGCCGCUGCUGGUUUCAGAGAAUUACUUUAAACUUUGCUUAUAAAGACCCUUGAAUUGUGUUCAGUGGGUUUAUUGUAGUGUCUGUUAGUACAAAUUAGCUAGGAAUCAAUCCUCCAGCAUUUACCUUCAGGGCAUGCAUUGUUGUUGUUUUUUUUUUUUUUUUUUCCUUCUUCUUCUUUUCAUUGUUCUUCAAACGUAAGAAAAUAUUUUUUUUCCUCUAUCCAGAUUCCUUUUUUUGUAAAUAAUUAGCUCUAUGCUUUAAUGAGUGGCUAAUGCAAUCCCCAAGUUGAUGGAAGUUCUCUAAUUUGUGACCUGGACUGGUGAAUAUCUCAUUGAUAGCUUCACUGAUCUGUGUACCACUUUCAACAAAUAAUGUUAAAAUAAAUUUUUUUUAUUCAAAUA